AAGCUUAUUAAGUUAGAAGAAGCAAUACAAAACCCUAGUGACAGUGUUCAAAACUAUCGUUCUUCAUUUCACAUCACUCGCCGCCGAGGGCUUGCGCACUCAACUCAUCAACAAUGGUUGCCGCUAAGAAGACCAAGAAGACUCAUGAGAGCAUUAACAACAGGCUCGCUCUUGUUAUGAAGAGUGGCAAAUUUACCCUCGGUUAUAAAACCGUUCUCAAAUCCUUGAGGAGCUCCAAAGGGAAAUUGAUUAUCAUUGCCAACAACUGUCCUCCUUUGAGGAAGUCUGAAAUCGAAUACUAUGCUAUGUUGGCAAAGGUUGGAGUUCAUCAUUACAAUGGGAACAAUGUUGACUUGGGCACUGCCUGUGGAAAAUAUUACAGAGUGUGCUGCCUCAGCAUUAUUGAUCCUGGUGAUUCGGACAUCAUUAAGUCAAUUCCUGGAGACCAGUAAAAGUAGGAAAGAUUUUCUGUUUGAUGUUUUCUAUUCUCAGUUGUUUAGACAUUGAUGAAAGAAAUUCUACUGGUGUACUAUGCUUUGUAUUUGGGUAUCCCAGCUGAUCCAGCAUUGAGUAAUUUUGAUUGCAAUUUUUGUUUAAUUUCGAUGAUUGCUAUAAAGUUAAUACUUCUAGUUUGUUAUUUAAUGCCAUUGUGUUACCUGUUUA
Messenger RNA from Cicer arietinum (chickpea), 663 nucleotides. Its product is annotated as large ribosomal subunit protein eL30. NCBI's taxonomy places the organism in Eukaryota, Viridiplantae, Streptophyta, Magnoliopsida, Fabales, Fabaceae. Gene Ontology annotation, cellular component: cytosolic large ribosomal subunit. Gene Ontology annotation, molecular function: RNA binding; structural constituent of ribosome. The record is from RefSeq and is a predicted model, not a curated record.